Molecule: messenger RNA, 1379 nt
Organism: Trichobilharzia szidati
Lineage: Eukaryota; Metazoa; Platyhelminthes; Trematoda; Strigeidida; Schistosomatidae
Source: the annotation of a GenBank genome assembly
CAAGAUACCAGUGUUUUACUACACCAGACAAUCUUGUCUCAGCUGAUCAUACAAGGUCUAAUCUAGUGGCGCGAUGGUACUUCUGUUACAAAUGACUAGGUUUCCUGUGCUAGUUUUCCGUGGACUUUUACUAUUCUUUCUCGGCAUAUGUUUCUGUUGGGUUUGUGAAGCGUUACACAAUAUCAAGGGAGAAUUCACAUCAUCAGAAAUAUCCUUUUACACACAGUCCGCUGCUAAAUUCUGGAUACCAUUCUGUUGUGGCGUUGCAUCUGUGGCUGUAGGACUUCUGUCACCGUGCGUUGACUCCAAGCUAGGCGUUUUUGACGUUUAUAAUAACGAAUGGUCUUCGGUACUGAGGUGUGCCGCACUUUUCUUCGGAUUCAGUCACGCAACUGCAAGGAUUGACUUCGCCACCUAUUCACAACUCUCACUAACAGCCAUUGGACUGUCUAUAGCACUUUGGUGGGUGUUUGAUGGAUCUCGAGUUGGAUUUGUUUUCGGGAUGGCAGCUGCUCUACUGGCAACAUUCAUUUUUCAAUCAUUUGUUUGGAAACAACUUUACAGGUUUUCUCAUCCUAUGAUGGCAGCUUGGUUGCCCUGCUUAUUCUUCUCCGGCGGCGUUGUCGUAGUCUUGGUGGGCAGGCAGCUUGCGAAACCUGAUGUAAUGGCUCUAAUGCAAAGAAAGGUUAAGUAAAUCCCUAACUUACAGACUGCCAUUAUUUGUUCAGUGUAUCGAACAAAUUUUUUAUCCUUUUGUACAUAAAAACCAAACCUGUAAAAGCCAUUAGCUUUAUCCAAUGCAUUUUAUUUAUAUUGAGUCUUAUUUUAUUUGAACUUCAAAAUAUUGAUGUGGGUUCUUUUGGGUACGCUUGUAUUGUUGUUUUCGUUAAUUGACGUGAAAAGAAAACUAACCAGGUGUACGCAUUAUUCUAAUUUAUUGUGAACGUAGAAGUUCAGUUCAUCAGUCAGUUUCAAAGUUUUUGGUGUUUCAAGGGUAGGUAUUUUUUAGACGUGUUUAGUGUGGUAAUAUUUAACGCAGUACUUGUGAUUCCAAAGUAAAAUUUCAUAGUAAUAAUCUUUGACAAAUCGUGUAUUUUUGAGCAGUAGGUGUUAUUCAUAAAUAUACUUUUUGCGGUUGAAAUGCAGUCAUCAAGUAACAUGAAAUGUUUCUAACGUAUAAUGUAAUUCUCUGUCAAUUUUUAGAAUGUUUAUGUAUAUUGAAAUCAACAGAUAUUUAAUAAAAGGGUUGCAAACUCGUAUCUUACGUCCUAUCGCUCGUGCUUUCCUUCGGCAGUUAUUUGACGUACGACGUUUAGUUGCUGUUUAAGACUUUUACAUCACCUGAAAGGCUUAUGACAUGUGACUGCCUAGUAGCAGAC